CCUCAAGGCACAGAGGAAGAGUCACAAACAUUGCCAUGAAACCCAAUCUGAAACAAUGGAAACAAGUCAUGCUGUUUGGAAUAUUUGCCUGGGGCCUCCUGUUCCUAUUUAUCUUCAUAUAUUUCACCGAUAGCAACACCACAGAUGCAGUUCCUAGUUCCUUCUCGUAUGUUGAGACUAAAAGACUCUUGCCUAUUCAAGGCAAACAGAGAGUUAUCAUGGGAGCAAUUCAUGACCCACCCUUCUCCGAAACAGUCAAUGAGAUGCUCUUCAACAAAGAUGUCUUAGAUUCAUUUAAGUCAGAGAGUGGGAACAUAAAAAAGUGGACUGGCUUAGAUAAUAGUUUUGAAAGUGAAGAAUUUUUUCCUUCUCAGUUAAGAAGAAAAUCCAAAAGUAAUUUUCAUCAGAGGAAUGGUGAUUAUUUAUUUACUGCUGGUCAGUCUCAGUUAUCAAAUAAUGUUCAGCGAAUAAUGAAAUUAAACUCUGCACAGGGGGAAGUUCAGAAGAGGAACAUUUUACAGAAUUCUUGGUUCCCUCAAAAGAAGAUAAAGAAAAGACACAUAAAUCACAGAAGAAGCGAACUGGUUGAAGAGUCCCAUGAAUGGAAUGAAAUUUAUACCACAAUGUCAAAAUCGUUCCUGUUCAGGCUUUGGAAGGGGGAUGUCUCCUCCAAGAUGCUGAAUCCCCGCCUUCAGAAAUCAAUGAAAGAUUACUUGAAUGCCAAUAAGCAUGGGGUGAAGUUCAGGGGGAAGCAAAACUCCCAACUGACUUCAGAACAACUCUUCUGUGAGCUCAAGGCACGUGUAAACAUCAGAACCAUUGAUGGCGAGGAAGCUCCCUUUUCAGUCCUUGGUUGGAAAAAACACGUCCCUCAAACUUCACUGAAUAAAUUAUAUCCUCGAGGAUUUGGAAGCUGUGCUGUCGUUAUGUCUGCUGGUGCCAUACUGAACUCUUCUCUGGGGCAUGAAAUAGAUUCUCAUGAUGCAGUUCUGCGAUUCAAUUCUGCUCCAACAAAAGGUUAUGAAAAAGAUGUUGGAAAUAAAACUACAAUGCGCAUCAUUAAUUCCCAGAUUCUUACUAAUCCUAAUUAUCAUUUCGUCGGUAACUCCUUGUAUAAAGAUGUUAUUUUAGUGGCUUGGGAUCCUGCUCCUUAUUCUUCAAAUUUGGAUAAGUGGUAUAAGAAUCCAGACUACAACUUGUUUACUCCAUACGUACAGCAUCGCAGUAAGAAUCCAAACCAGCCAUUCUACAUUCUUCAUCCAAAAUUUAUAUGGCAGCUCUGGGAUAUUAUUCAGGAGAACACUAAAGAGAAAAUACAACCCAACCCUCCUUCGUCAGGUUUCAUUGGGAUUUUCAUCAUGAUGUCCAUGUGCAGUGAAGUCCAUGUGUACGAAUAUAUUCCAUCCAUCCGACAAACUGAUCUUUGCCACUAUCAUGAACACUAUCAUGAUGCAGCUUGUACCUUGGGGGCUUAUCACCCUCUGCUUUAUGAGAAACUGCUGGUGCAGAGGAUGAACACAGGACUCAAGGAGGAUUUAUAUCGGAAAGGAAAAGUGAUUUUGCCAGGGUUUCAGUCAGCGAGAUGCCGACAACGAUUCUGGUUCCCAUAAGAAUGAUAUCUUUCUCAAACAAUGUGCAAUAAGAUGCUAUAGUCAUACUGAUAAAUAGCAGAAAUACUUGAAAAAUGGAUCCUAGACUAACCAGUCUUUAGUCUACAGUGUGUAGUUAAGUAGCAGGCAUGAUGGAAAUUCUUGUUUCUAGGGCCUCUUAUUAUUUCUUUGUAAGGUGUGUUUUUUUA
Messenger RNA from Thamnophis elegans (Western terrestrial garter snake), 1798 nucleotides. RefSeq names its product ST6 beta-galactoside alpha-2,6-sialyltransferase 2 (gene ST6GAL2). NCBI's taxonomy places the organism in Eukaryota, Metazoa, Chordata, Lepidosauria, Squamata, Natricidae. Bases 36 to 1610 code for a protein of 524 amino acids. Gene Ontology annotation, molecular function: sialyltransferase activity. The record is from RefSeq and is a predicted model, not a curated record. The transcript is spliced from 5 exons.